This is a messenger RNA of Phycomyces blakesleeanus NRRL 1555(-), 1737 nucleotides long. RefSeq lists its product as hypothetical. NCBI's taxonomy places the organism in Eukaryota, Fungi, Mucoromycota, Mucoromycetes, Mucorales, Phycomycetaceae. Gene Ontology annotation, biological process: amino acid transport; transmembrane transport. The transcript is spliced from 11 exons. Gene Ontology annotation, molecular function: transmembrane transporter activity. Gene Ontology annotation, cellular component: membrane. The coding region runs from base 63 to 1625 and encodes 520 amino acids. The record is from RefSeq and is a predicted model, not a curated record.
ACCCCUCUCUCUCUCUCUCACGCACACUUUAUCUCUUUUACUUUUAUUUUUAUUUUUACAAUAUGAGCAAGCUGAAGCCACAAGUUGCUCAGGUGGAAUCUCUGUCAGAAAAGAAUGGUGAUAGCGACAUAAGCUCAAGUAAUAUAGAACAUGUUUCUGGUCUGGACUAUGAUGCCCAAAGGCUCCAGGAAUUUGGUUAUAAGCAAGAGUUUAAGCGUGAGAUCAGUAUGAUCGUUCUUGCAGGCUUUGGAUUUUCUACAAUGGCUGUCUUACCCAACUGGUUGGUUGGAUUUGGUGCCAGUCUGGUAGCCGGUGGUCCUUCUAGUCUGUGGUGGACAUGGAUCACAGUUUCUCCUUUUGUGAUGUGCAUUGGAUUAUCUAUGGCUGAAGUGAUCUCUGCCUAUCCCCUUGCUGGUGGUAUUUAUUCAUGGUGUUACAUGCUAUCAAAUGAAGAAUGGGGACCCUUUACAUCUUGGGUUUCUGGAUAUGUAAAUCUGUCCGGAAUGUUAGCUACAAACAUGACACUCGCUUGGAGUUGUGCAGAUUUUGUCUUUGAAAUUGCAAAUAUCCACUCUGGAGUGGAAAUUUCAUCCCAAGGAGCUCAUGUUGGAUUGUACUGUGGAAUGCUUAUUGCCGGUGCAUUAUACAGCUAUCUUGGUCUUAAGUGUAGCAGUUAUCUCAACGUAUUUAUGAUGUAUUGGGUUCUCUUUGGAACAUUGAUCGUUAUCAUUACUAUACCAGCAAUGUCACCUACUCACACCUCGGGUGAAUGGGUCUUUACAGAGUUUAUCAAUAGAACAGGGUACGACAAUGAUGGAAUGGCUUUUUUGCUCGGUUUACUACAGGCUGGAUGGUGUUUGAUUGGAUAUGGUGCCGGUGCACAAAUUGUUGAAGGUACCAAGAACGCAGACAAAACCGCCCCUCGUGGAAUCAUUAUUUGCGUAGCCGGUUCAAUUAUCCAAGGAGCAGCACUUAUCUUACCAGUGAUGUUCUCUAUCCAAGACGUCGAAGAAUUGAUUGACUCACCUUAUCCCAUUGCUACAUUCUUUGAACGCGCCACCAGCCGUCCGGUUGCUAUAUUCUUCAUGGUUAUAUUGCUAGUCACUCAAUUCGGUGCGCUGUGCAAUAACACAUUUGCUAUGGGCCAGUUGAUCUGGGCUCUAGCUCGUGACAGAUGUAUCCCCCAGGCUAAUUUUUGGUACAGUCUUGACAGCCGUAAGAUCCCCGUACGUGGGCUCAUGCUCCAACUGCUUAUUUGCAUUGUUGCUAUCAUGCCUUCUUUCGGAUCACCCGUGUAUUGGCAAGCUAUUAUGAGCACAGCAGUCAUUUGUGUGAACGUUUCUUACGGACUUCCGUUUGUUUGUCGCUUAAUCUGGAAAAGAAACACCAUGCAAAAAGGUCCAUUUACUCUUGGAAAAUUUAGUAUCCCCUUGAACAUCAUUAGUAUUGUUUGGAUUAUCUUCUUUGCUGUGAUUUUAUGUCUUCCACAAACAUACCCUGUAACACCAGAGACUAUGAACUGGUCUUGUGUUAUGAUCAGCGCUGUAGUAAUCUUUGCUACUGUGUUUUGGUUCGCAGCCGGCCGUUAUACAUACAAAGGCCCCAUGCAGAACAUUGAUACCUAGAUUAUAAGCGAUCUUUACGCUUGAUGUUUAUUUUUAGCUCAUUAUGAGCAGUAUACUACAUGUAAAUAUUUUAUUCUAAUACCUUAAUAAAGAUUCAAGUGAACUCUAAUAG